AUGUUGUCUCAGAUAGUAACUGCUGCUCGUGGUUUGUUCAAGAGGCCAGAGAGCACCGAAGAUACGGCGUCUGAGCAGGAACAACCCGCCGAUAUGGUCACGAUAAUCGAAAAUUCGACUUCCUCGCAAGAGAUGCCCGCAACCCAGGAGUCCCCAGUGGCCAGUGGAAAACGCAAAGACACAUCAUCAUCAGUACCAGAAAGCGUCGAAAACAGACCGCAGAAGAGACGGAAAGGCGAGCCAAGCUCAAAAGCCGCUGAUCCCAAUGGUACAAUAAAGAGUGAGGGAGAUGCAGCCAAACAGAGGAAGCUUCAGGUAUUGGAGUCUGUUACAAUAAUCAAUCAGCCAAACACCAAUUUUGCAUCAACGAUACCGGCAGAUGGGAAACAUGUCUUGCCUAAUCCAAGGAAAAUCCGCUUUGGGAGCGAAGAACUUAACGGCACUCACCUAGACGUUGACGAGAAACACGACAAUGCAGAAUUGGAAAACGGAACAGCGGCUCAAGCAGAAGAUGAUGAGGACGAUAGUAGCGAUGAUGAUGCUCCUGAAGCAGUCAGCAAUGCUGUCCAGUUAUCGCAAAUAAGAGAAGCUGAGCGCAAAAGGGAAGAAACAAGGCAAAUGCACGAACAAUUGAGAAGAGAAAAACGAAAGGAGCAUGAAAAACGACUACAACAACAGGCUGCUUCGAAAGCAGCAAUCCAGAAGGCAGCUGAUGCCCGUCGAGAGGCCAAGGCCAAACGAGCCGAAGCGAAAACAUCCAAACAUGAUGAGCAGCAGUCCGAAAGCUCAAUGACGCUCAGUGCCGGAACACGGGAGUCGAAGCACGGUCCAUCAGCACCAUUACCCGCACUUCUUCCAGACGAAAUUCUAAAUGCAGAGCUGUCGCAGCCACUAAUAACAGGGCUUGAUGUCGAAAAGCUGAAGAUGAACACACCAAGACAUAUAAGGAUUACCGAUACAGCUGAUCGACAACCCAAGGAUCUCAAGAUUGGAUCUACUGCCAUCAGAGUAUUGGGUGACUCUGGUAGCGGCUCCAAUCCUAUCCUACCACCGAAGAGUUCAAAUAGUAGUAGGCGCGUUAAGGAAAAUUGGGUUGGCGGGAGGCGAAAGAUGGGAGCGACCGGGGCGUUGAGGCAUAGUACUGGCGGUCCAAAGAGUUUUGCUAGGAAAUGA
Messenger RNA from Trichophyton rubrum CBS 118892, 1173 nucleotides. RefSeq lists its product as uncharacterized. The record is from RefSeq and is a predicted model, not a curated record. The transcript has 2 exons. Bases 1 to 1173 code for a protein of 390 amino acids. Gene Ontology annotation, biological process: rRNA processing. Gene Ontology annotation, molecular function: snoRNA binding. Lineage: Eukaryota; Fungi; Ascomycota; Eurotiomycetes; Onygenales; Arthrodermataceae.